Messenger RNA from Coccinella septempunctata (seven-spotted ladybird), 1086 nucleotides. RefSeq names its product leukocyte surface antigen CD53. The transcript is spliced from 5 exons. The record is from RefSeq and is a predicted model, not a curated record. The coding region runs from base 114 to 959 and encodes 281 amino acids. Gene Ontology annotation, cellular component: membrane. NCBI's taxonomy places the organism in Eukaryota, Metazoa, Arthropoda, Insecta, Coleoptera, Coccinellidae.
GAUAUUGAAAUGAUUUCACAAAUGAAUGUAUGACACCAGAUAAAGUGGCAAGAACAAUUGGGAGCUUUAGAAGAAAUCAAUCAUUCAGCUGAACAUAGUGCAAAAAAUCAAAAAUGAGCGAAGAAUUGGAUGUGAAUAUGAGAUGCGUGCAGUACAUGCUGUUCGUAUCCAAUUUUCUUUUUGUGAUGAUCGCUCUUUUGCUAAUAUCUAUUGGUACAAUUAUCAAGGCAAUGUAUGAAGACUUUGAAUUUUUCCUGGAAUCAGACUAUUGCAGUCCAUCUGAUAUUCUAAUUUUUUGUGGUUUUGUCAUUUUCUUUGUCGCCUUCUUUGGAUGUUGGAGUGCGAUGAGAGAAAGUACUCUACUGGUCAACAUCUAUGCCCUCUUUUUAAUAAUUAUUCUAUUCUUGGAAAUAACUGCUGCAAUAUAUGCAGUUACCAUGAGAGUCGAUCUCCGAAGUACAAUUACCAGAAACAUGAAUGAAACUUUCCACCUUGUGGAAACUGAUAUAGCAGUCCGAAGUGCGUUUGAUUUCACACAAAGCCAGCUGAUGUGUUGUGGUGUACUAAGACCCUCUGACUGGCAAUUGUUACCAAGUUAUAAAUUGGGAAAUUUCCCCCAAAGCUGUUGUACUGGAUACGACUUCUAUGGAAACAACAAUUUCUCUUGCCCAUCCGGUCUUAAUCACAAACUUUACAUUACUCCUUGUUCAAAGCAGGUCACAGAAUUGGUUUCACAAACCUCUUUCCUUCUCACAACUGGAGCAUUAUGUGUUGCAUUUAUUCAGAUAAUUGGAAUAAUAUUCGCCCGAUUGCUGUCUAAUACCAUCAGGAAGUUAAAGACGGAAAGGUUGGUUGAAGCUGAAUUACGCAGACAACAGAUAUAUUCGCAAAUUAUUCUUGGGGCAACUUUGAAUGGGGAUUGUGCCGAAGCUCACACAACUGCUGCGUCCGAGGCUUAAUAACAUCUCAAAGUAAUAUACAUAAGUUUCAAAUAUGUGAAUCCUAAAGAUUGUAGAAUUCUCGUGUAAAUACACUUGAGUACGAAGUUAUAGACGUAACCUUUUCAAAUAAAGUUUUUAUUUCUGC